Molecule: messenger RNA, 946 nt
Organism: Micromonas commoda
Lineage: Eukaryota; Viridiplantae; Chlorophyta; Mamiellophyceae; Mamiellales; Mamiellaceae
Exons: 2
Coding region: 38-847 (269 amino acids)
Source: RefSeq, a predicted model, not a curated record
AACCGGGGCGGCGUCGGGCAGCGCGACGACGCGCGCCAUGGCCGAGGAAGCCAGGCCGAAGCUGUCGAUCAAGACGGAGCGACCCGUCGGUCAGCACGUCGUGCCUCCCAGUCCCACGACCCUGCUCGACAACGUGCCCUUCUCCCCGACGGACGGGAUAUGCACCCCGAGCCCCAAGAGCUUCAUGGGGGCUUUCAUCGACAACAACGGCGCGGUCCAGCACCGCCCCGCGCCCGGCGGAUGGUGGGAGUGGCAGGCGAGGCAGGUCGCCGCCGCGCACCAAGCCGCGGGAAUGAACCACAUGGGCGUGGGCGUGCCCCCGAUGGCGGUGCCCCCGCCGAACGUUCACCCCGCGGCGUUUUACGCCCAGUACUACGCCCAGCUCGGAAUCGCCGGCCUGGCGCCCUAUCAGGUCGCGCCCAACGGGAUCGUACCGCCGAGCCCGAGGCCCGAGGAGGCGCGGCGCGCGCGGGGACCCGGCGGCGGCGGUGACGCGUCGUCAUCAUUCAACUCAUUCGACGGGGGAUCGUUCCCGGCGUCGGCGGAUGGUUCCGCGUCGUCGUCCCCGGGGGCGUCGCCGGGCGCGACGGGGGGUUUCUUCCGCCCGAGCGUCCCGGGCGCCAGCGCGUCGCCCGGGACGGGGUUCGGGUUCGCGUUCGACCGCGUCCAAGGCGGUGGACCCAUGAAUGCUCAUGACCCAAGCGGUGGCGCGGGGAAGCAAGGAAGGAGGAGCUCCCGCGGCGGCAGGGGUUCCCGCGCGGCUCGGGCGAGGCGGCGAUCGGCGGAGAGGGCCGAGGCGGCGGGGUUGGCGUCUCCGGGGGAGGACGCCGGGGCGGGCGGGGAGUGAGCGAGACGGGUUUUGACCGCGGAGGUCUGCGACGUCGUAGCGCGUGUCGAGUCGGUGACUGAAUGUAGACUGCUUUUCAGUGAAGAUUUAUUUGCUCCG